AUGUCUUCCUAUCCGCAAAGUUCAACGUUUCUCUUCCCCAACACUCAACAGACAUUGUCCUACAGACACGAGAGGUACUACACCUCACCACCGCCACCACCGUGCAUUGAGGGCAACUACUACUCUUCGGUACCGCUGGAUAUUCCCUGUACCAGAGACAGAAAUUUGCUCACCGAUGACUACCUCCUUACAACCCCUCUGGCGUCUCCUCCAGAUCUCCAUCUGGGCAGCCAACAUGAAGCCUCUUGGGGCUCCCACCAACAAGAUAUUGCUGCGGUAUUGUUUGGUGCGACCAACGACAAUGUGGCCUCGUCUAGGUACAGUGUCGCUCAUGGCCUGGAACCUGCUCAUGUGCUAUCUAGUUCGUGGCCUGGUCACACAGGUGCUGCAGAUGGAGGAUAUCUUUCCCUCGAUACUACGCCCGGAUCUCUGUCCACCAGCCAAUCUGAUCUCUCUGGUGGUCUACCUGUUGAGACUCCCCCGAGCGACCUAGACGGUGCCACGGCCGAAGAGACAGACGUCUUUUCCCUGCACAUGAUGUCGCCGUUCCUGUCGCCCUAUCUUCAGCCCCGACUGCCCUCCGCUGAGACCACCUCACACAAUCCAUCACCCACCGCGCUGUUCGAUCCGCUGCCGUCCACACCGCCAGACACAGAAGCUGCCCACGUGCCUCGAAGCGAGGGCCCACAAAAAUGCGGCAUUCUGGCCCUGCUCAUGGCCAACCCAGCCAUGUGGCGCCAGGCAACCCUCUCCAAGAAAGGCACCUACGUGUGCAGCCACUGCACGUCCCUGGGCAACCCCAGAAAGUUCAGCAACCUGGCUGCGCUGGCCGCCCACUUUGACCACCACGAGGUGAUGCGUCUGUGCAAGUGUGACUACACCAGCUGCGUGUGGUCCCUGAUCGGCUUUUCGUCCAUGCCCGAGAAGAUGCGACACCUGAGAUCCCAACACAGUAACAAGCACUACAAGUGCGGGGCGUGUCAACGGGCGUUUCUCAGGGGCGACUCUCUCAAACGACAUCUGCGAUUAGUUCAUGGCCAAGAACACACAACCGCUGCCGAAAUCAACGAAAUGACCGUCAUGGGGCCGUUUGAGCCUACGGUGAGAAGGACUAGUACUGCGACCAGCAGUUCGAACCGCUCCAGCACCAAAUCCCCACCGCCCUCCACCUACGAGCCGGUGUUUGAUUUUCUCUGUUUGACUCCUUAA
Molecule: messenger RNA, 1209 nt
Organism: Yarrowia lipolytica CLIB122
Lineage: Eukaryota; Fungi; Ascomycota; Dipodascomycetes; Dipodascales
Source: RefSeq, a predicted model, not a curated record